Messenger RNA from Amphimedon queenslandica, 799 nucleotides. RefSeq names its product dnaJ homolog subfamily C member 5-like. Lineage: Eukaryota; Metazoa; Porifera; Demospongiae; Haplosclerida; Niphatidae. The record is from RefSeq and is a predicted model, not a curated record. The coding region runs from base 101 to 637 and encodes 178 amino acids. The transcript is spliced from 5 exons.
CGCCCCAGUCUACCAUUAUUAGUUGCUUUCUUCCACAAGGGAUCAAAGGAAAGGGAACAGCAAGGGAGAGCGGAGCUCUGCGACCCAGAGAGGGGAGACUAUGGAUAAUCACGAGAGAUUCUCAGACUCAACUACUGCACCUAGUGCUUCACUUUAUGAUGUGUUGGGUGUCAAUAAGACUGCUACUCAAGAAGAGAUUAGGAAGGCUUAUCGUAAACUAGCACUUAAGUAUCAUCCUGAUAAGAACCCUGACCCUGAGGCCAAUGAUAUCUUUCAGAAUAUCAAUAACGCUCAUGCGGUUCUUGGAGACGAGAGGAAAAGACGUAUUUAUGACGAGUAUGGACCAAUGGGUCUCAAACUAGCUGAGCAAGUUGGAGAAGAGAGAUUUGCAUACAUGGACAGUAAAUUAUUAAAAUGUUGUGUUGUUUUCACGUGUCUGGCAACUGGUUGCUGCUUCUGUUGUUUCUUCUGUUGUUGCUGCUGCUGCAACUGUUGCUGUGGCCUGUUUGCUCCUGAUAGACAGACCCACGGCUAUCCAGAGGAGUUCGUGUUUGGGGAAGAGGAUGAUCAGGGAGCCGUGAUUACCGAAGAACCUAAAUCAAGUUAUAAUGCAGCUGGUAGCGAUGCUGAGCCUUAAAGAGAUUGAUAGUUUGAGAGGGACAAGGAUACAUAAACACAAAAAUUCAUAUUUUGUCAGCUCGCACUCUCUCUCGUCUUAUUAUUAUUAUAUUAAUUAAUUAAUUGAUAUUAGUAAUAGUGUGAAUCUUUUCUAUUUUGAUUAAUAUUCAUGAAAAUCAAA